UAUGUGUUGUAUAAAUAAAGAUUACAGGGAAACCCACUGACAUCCGAAGUGUACACAAUUUGGCAACUGAUUUUACACAGAAAUUCGCACUUUGGUUGAUUGGUUGUAUUGUAUGUCUGUAGAUCAGUUAUUUUAUGUUGAUCGAUUGAAUUUGUUGCGUUCAUCUGAAACUGAAAUGUCGAAAGUGUACGAGAAUAGCCUGUAUUUCAUACAACGGAUGCACAUUCCCUACGAAGAUAAACGCAUCCUUGCAUAUCUGAUCGGUGGCUUGGCAACGAUUUUUGGAACUGUGAUCUAUGGAAUGGUUGCUGCACACAAGUUUGGAGCUCUCGGGGAUGCUGGAUGCCUGUCGUUAUCAUAUGUCUACAAUCUCGAGUUCCCGUUGUUGACGGUGCUGCUAAUGGUAUUCUACGUUACUGCUUGUGCCUUCUUCUGGGGAAUCGUCAAGGAGCGGUCACAGUACAUCCUGCCUUUCUUCUGCCUCCUGGUGGCCACCGUGGGCUUUAUCGGCCAUGCCCAUGUCGAAAGAAUGUUGUUCGAAGUCAGUGAAGAAGAGCGAAGGUUCAUUAUUGUGGCGUUUGUGUUUACGACAGCCGUACUGGUUUUCGCAAGUGCUAUCACAUUGAUGCUGUACAAGGAAAUGAACAAUCUGAGACGGUACAAGAUGGAGUUUAACGAGCUUUUUGCGCCCGAGGAGAAGUAUUGAUGAAGCACCGAGACAGGAACAGAAGUACAUAUAAAAAAAAAGAUGUACAUUAAGUAGAUUAGUACAAGUAAAGUACAAAUAUCAAUUAAUGAAGAUUAUCAUAAGUAAAUCGUAUUUUGUAUGCAAAAGCA
Messenger RNA from Aedes aegypti (yellow fever mosquito), 837 nucleotides. RefSeq lists its product as uncharacterized. The transcript is spliced from 4 exons. The coding region runs from base 113 to 706 and encodes 197 amino acids. NCBI's taxonomy places the organism in Eukaryota, Metazoa, Arthropoda, Insecta, Diptera, Culicidae. The record is from RefSeq and is a predicted model, not a curated record.